Neopelma chrysocephalum (saffron-crested tyrant-manakin) is the source of this 3533-nucleotide messenger RNA. RefSeq names its product brain derived neurotrophic factor (gene BDNF). The transcript is spliced from 2 exons. The coding region runs from base 650 to 1390 and encodes 246 amino acids. Gene Ontology annotation, biological process: regulation of neuron differentiation; nerve development; negative regulation of neuron apoptotic process. Lineage: Eukaryota; Metazoa; Chordata; Aves; Passeriformes; Pipridae. The record is from RefSeq and is a predicted model, not a curated record. Gene Ontology annotation, molecular function: growth factor activity; nerve growth factor receptor binding.
AUUCAAACAAUAAAUAAUAGAUUUUGCUGUGCAGUGCAUACAGACAACUCUGCUGUGGUCCCUUAAGCUUGCAUGUCACCAAUUCCAGGCUCUGAGCAGCCCAGUGGGGAGCACUGUUUGCAGGAGUUGUCCAUGUGGAACAGGACAGUCAUAUGCAUAAGACGUAGGUGAUCUGUAGGGUCGGGCUCAGCCUUCCCUCCUUUUCAACAUUCAGGACCUAAUUAUCAAGAACCUGUAGAGUGGUGGGGUCCAACUGCUACACCCAACAGCAACAAUGAACAUGGAGCAGUCUGAAAUACUGAGAACGCCAUGGACUGGACUGAACAGGAAGAGUCUUAGCAACAAAAAGCCAACCUCAUCUCAGGCAAAGUUUCUGCCCUUUGUAACCAGUGAACGGAGUGUUAGCUGUGAAAAUACUGACCCGAUGUGACUGUGGUUCUUCGUACCACUGAUCCCAGUGGUAGCAGAAUGUCCCAUUACGGCAUCAUUUAGCCAUCAUGAAUGGAUACAGCUGUCUAAAGAUGAGUACCAUGGACAACCGGAGGAAGCAGAAGGAAACUUCCAUCAGUGAUUUUUCAUGCCCUGGUGGCAGCUGCCGUAAGGCUGUGGCAGUUGUAUAGUUUCCUCGUUCCACCAAGUGAGAAGAGUGAUGACCAUCCUUUUCCUUACUAUGGUUAUCUCAUACUUCAGUUGCAUGAAAGCUGCCCCAAUGAAAGAAGCUGGUCUAAGAGGACAAGGCAGCUUGGCUUACCCAGGUCUUCGGACCCACGGGACUCUUGAGAGCCUAAAUGGGCCCAGUGCUGGUUCAAGAGGACUGACAUCGCUGGCAGACACUUUUGAACAUGUCAUAGAGGAGCUUCUAGAUGAGGACCAGGACAUCCAGCCCAGUGAGGAGAACAAGGAUGCAGACUUGUACACAUCCCGAGUCAUGCUAAGCAGUCAAGUGCCUUUGGAACCCCCACUGCUCUUUCUGCUUGAGGAGUACAAAAACUACUUGGAUGCUGCAAACAUGUCCAUGAGGGUCCGGCGCCACUCCGAUCCAGCUCGCCGUGGGGAACUGAGUGUGUGUGACAGCACGAGCGAGUGGGUGACAGCAGCAGAGAAAAAGACUGCAGUGGACAUGUCCGGGGCCACCGUCACAGUCCUGGAAAAAGUCCCAGUACCCAAAGGCCAACUGAAGCAAUACUUCUAUGAGACCAAAUGCAACCCUAAGGGGUACACAAAGGAGGGCUGCAGGGGCAUAGACAAGAGGCACUGGAACUCCCAGUGCCGAACUACCCAGUCUUACGUGAGAGCUCUCACCAUGGAUAAUAAAAAGAGAGUUGGCUGGCGCUUCAUAAGGAUAGACACUUCUUGUGUAUGUACAUUAACCAUUAAAAGGGGAAGAUAGUGGGUUCGUGUUGUAUAGAUUAUAUUGAGACAAAAUUAUCUAUUUGUAUAUAUACAUAACAGGGUAAAUUAUUCGGUAAAAAAAUAAUUUUAUGGACUGCAUGUAUGAUGGAAGUUUAUACAGUACAGUGGUUACACAAUCUAUUUAUUGAACAUAUCCAUGACCUGAAGGGGAACAAAAAGUCAUUUGCGCACAAGUUAAAAAAAAAAAAAAAAAAAAAAACCCAGAAAAAAAAACAAAAAAACAAACAAAAAAAAGAAAAUCAAGCAAAAGAAAAAGUCUGCAUUACAUUCCUCGAUAACAUUGUGGUUUGUCGCCGUUGCCAAGAAUUGAAAAUAUAAAAAUUAAAAAAAAAAAUAAUAAAAUUGCAUGCUGCUUCAAUUGUGAAUUAAUGAUAAACUGUCCUCUUUCAGAAAAAUAAAUUGAACCAAAACAUUCUGUUUACAUUUUAGACAGUAAUUAUCUUUAUUCCUGUUAGUAUAUAUGUUUACUGCUUCUAACUUCUGAUAGCGUUGGAAUUAAAACAAUGUCAAGGUGCUGUUGUCAUAGUUUUACUGUUUCUGUUUUACUUUUGAACUCCCAUCAGAUUUAAAAAGGAAAAAAAAAUCAUUACCUUAUUCUGGAUUAAAAACAAAUUUGUUUUUUGUAUGUUGUGAAGGUGUUUGCAAUAGCAAUCCAACUACUGACAAAAAAUAAUAAAAAGAGGCAACUGAAAAAGAAUGGUGAUGUUCCACUUCACAUUGUUGAACUUCAGGCUUAAAGACAGCACUUAUUUAAUUGUAUGGUAACACGCUUUCUUGGUGGGGUUUUUUUGUUGUUUGUUUGUUUGUUUUUUUGUUGUUUUUUUGUUCUUUUUUUUUUUAAUUUGCAGUCUUUUGAGACCUGCAUUUGCUUAUACUAUGUUUGUUUGUGUUUGGUAUUUUUUCUUUCCCCUUUCCUCCCUCUGGAGGGACAUUGGUUGUGAUCUUUAAAGUAUUUCAGUUACCAUAGGACUGGAGCUUAUCAUAUAGAGAAUAUUCUAUAGAGUGUUGAGAGCAAUGAUUUUCGUGUAAUAAAAGACUGUGCUUGGAUCAAAUGUCUUGGUGAAGCACUAGAAAAAGAGUCUAGGAAGGUGAUGGUGGAUCUGAAAUCAAGUUGGUUAUGGGACUUAAUAGCUCAGCCAGUUUGGGGACAGAUAACAGUGGUUUGGGGUGAGCGAGGCCGUCCCACUUGCAGUCACUGCUGGGUGUGGUCCCGUGCAUUCCCUGGGAGAGCAAGAGCUUGGCCCUGUACGUGGAUGCCCUCACCCUCCAUCCACAGCAUGCCAGCAGCCCCAGGCCUGUAAAGCUGGUGGGCAAACUCUGGUGGAAUCUCUGCCUGUAGGAGCCCAGGGAAGGAGCUGGGGAAUGAGGCAGAAAGGAGCCCUGCCUCUGGUAGAGAGCAAUUACUGCUGAGUUUGUGCGGCUCUACCUCUGCCGUCAGCGUUAGUUUGUGAAACAAAUACUGUCGUUAAAAAAAUACUCUCAAAGUAAGUGAAGAGCAAGUGCUGGAGGAGUUGGCUUAACUUGCUUAGGUUCUGAGAGACAUGUUUAGCUCUACGGUCCCCCUCUCACUAUCCUGACAGAAGUAUUGCUGAGAAGGGUGUGAGGCUGAGAGCUGUGCUGAGCUCUUGCACUGACUGCCGUGGGCUGAGAGCAGAAAUAGCUCGUUAGUGAGCUCACUGAAGGCUGAUGCUGUAUUUGUAAUUCCUGUAGAUGAGGAAAAAUAGCUGAACAAAGAGGAAUGUGCUGCAAAAUAUAUCUGCUCCUGAAGGCUGCAGAAUCCGCGUUAAUUAAAACCCGGACCAGGCAAAGUUUAUUGAAAUAUGAUCCCCCCCAUCAUGCUCUUUGAAGAGCAUAUUUAGCACUGAAUUUAUGUCAUUACUGGUAGAAACCCACGCUGGAAGCUAACAGGCACCCUCAAAUCAGUAAUUUUUUUUUCUACUGGGGGUAGAAGGGCAUCCCCUUCCUGAGGGUAACUCUGUCAAAGUGCUGCCUUUUGCAUUGGUCAUGUGCCUGCUGGACUGUGAGUGAGAAGAGAGGUUUGUGUGACCCACUUGAACGUCAAACUUCAGCCUUCCCCAUCCAUUGCUGAUAUUCAGGUUCCCACACAGAAAUCAGAAUUG